Choloepus didactylus (southern two-toed sloth) is the source of this 1008-nucleotide messenger RNA. RefSeq names its product nuclear receptor-binding factor 2-like. Bases 136 to 1002 code for a protein of 288 amino acids. The transcript has a single exon. Gene Ontology annotation, biological process: autophagy. The record is from RefSeq and is a predicted model, not a curated record. NCBI's taxonomy places the organism in Eukaryota, Metazoa, Chordata, Mammalia, Pilosa, Megalonychidae.
GGCUCCCGGGGCGCAGAGAGGGGCUACCGCCAGCGCCGCCGCCGCCGCUGCCGAUUAGCGUUCCCCUGCUGCUCCCCUCCAUGUGCCCGGGCGCCGCCACUCCCCUUCCUCAGGCCGCCGCUUGCCCCGGGGUCUAUGGAAGUAAUGGAAGGACCUCUCAACUUGGCUCAUCAACAGAGCAGAAGAGCAGACCGUUUAUUAGCUACAGGGAAAUACGAAGAGGCUAUUUCUUGUCACAAGAAAGCUGCAGCAUAUCUUUCUGAAGCCAUGAAGCUGACCCAGUCUGAGAAGGCUCAUUUAUCACUGGAAUUGCAAAGGGAUAGCCACAUGAAACAGCUCCUCCUCAUCCAGGAGAGGUGGAAAAGGGCAAAGCGUGAGGAAAGAUUGAAAGCCCAGCAGAACACAGACAAGGAUGUAGCUACCCAUCUUCAGGCAUCUCACAAACCCUCUGCUGAGGAUGCAGAGGGUCAGAGUCCCCAUCUUACUCAGAAGUACAGCCCUUCCACAGAGAAGCAUCUGCCUGAAAUUCAGGGAGUCUUUGACAGGGAUCCAGACACACUACUAUUUUUACUUCAGCAAAAGAGUGAGCCAACAGAGGCAUGCAUUGGAAGCAAAGCCCCAAAAGAUGAUAAAACGAUUAUAGAGGAGCAGGCAACCAAAAUUGCAGAUUUGAAGAGGCAUGUGGAAUUCCUUGUGGCUGAGAAUGAAAGAUUAAGGAAAGAAAAUAAACAGUUAAAAGUUGAAAGGGCCAGACUUCUAAAAGGUCCAGUAGACAAGGAGCUUGAUGUAGAUACUGAUUUUGUAGAAAAAUCAGAGCUUUGGAGCUUGCCACCACAUUCAGAAACUGCUACAGCCUCUUCAACCUGGCAGAAAUUUGCAGCAAAUACUGGGAAAGCCAAGGACAUUCCAAUACCCAAUCUUCCUCCCUUGGAUUUUCCAUCUCCAGAACUUCCCCUUAUGGAGCUCUCUGAGGACAUGCUCAAAGGACUUAUGAAUAAUUAAAAUGGA